Dicentrarchus labrax (European seabass) is the source of this 1673-nucleotide messenger RNA. RefSeq names its product mesoderm specific transcript (gene mest). Lineage: Eukaryota; Metazoa; Chordata; Actinopteri; Moronidae. The transcript has 12 exons. The coding region runs from base 147 to 1127 and encodes 326 amino acids. The record is from RefSeq and is a predicted model, not a curated record. Gene Ontology annotation, molecular function: catalytic activity.
UUCGCUUUUCCACCCCUCUCUGUAAACCGUCCUUCUUUUCCGCUCCGCAGGAAUGUGUGAAGCCUCAACCCUGGGCGAAAGGUCUACUAGUGACGGGUCGCAACAUUUCUAGGCAGGAAUGAGACUCCCCCACCGCUGAGCUCAAGAUGAGAGAGUGGUGGAUCCAUGUUGGGUUGAUCUGCAUCCCGCUGGUCGCCGUCUACCUGCACAUCCCGCCCCCUCAGCUGUCACCUGCCCUGCACAAGUGGCACAGUGCCGGGGAGGUCUUCCACUUCAGGGGCAGGGAGAUCUUCUACAGAGAUUCCUAUGGUGCUUUGGGAAGCUCCGAUGUCGUCAUUCUGCUCCACGGCUUCCCCACCUCCAGCUACGACUGGAACAAGAUCUGGGAUCCACUCACCCAGCGCUUCCAUCGAGUCAUUGCGCUGGACUUCCUGGGUUUUGGCUUCAGUGACAAGCCACGACCCCAUAGGUACUCCAUCUUUGAGCAGGCCAGUGUGGUGGAGGCCCUCGUGGCUCACUUGGGUCUGAGCAACCAGCGAGUGAACCUGGUUUCACAUGACUAUGGCGACACCGUGGCCCUGGAGCUGCUCUACAGGAGCGACCAAAAUCGCACAGGUCGCCUGACCUUUAACAGCCUGUGUCUUUCUAAUGGAGGAUUAUUUCCAGAAACACAUUACCCACGGUUGCUGCAGACGCUUCUGAAGGACUCCAGUUUUCUGGCUCCAAUUCUCACCCGCCUCACUAACUAUAUGAUCUUCCAAAAGGGGAUUGGAGAUGUGUUUGGUCCUUACACGCAGCCCACAGACACUGAGUUCUGGGACAUGUGGACGGGUAUACGCUACAAGGAUGGCAACUUAGUUUUGGACAGUAUUCUGCAGUACAUCAACCAGAGAUUGAAACACAGAGAGCGAUGGGUGGGCGCGCUCACUUCCACCUUCGUCCCACUGCAUAUGAUCUACGGACCCCUGGACCCGGUCAACCCUCAUCCCCAGUUCAUCCGUCUUUACCAGCAGCUGGUCCAGAGGUCGACAGUCACCAUCUUGGACGAACACAUCAGUCACUACCCUCAGCUGGAAGAUCCCACCGGCUUCCUCAAUGCAUAUUUUAAUUUUAUUCACUCUUUCUGAAGGGAUAACACAUGCAAACGCCCGUGUUCAAGAACGAGUGCAUAGAACCUGCAUAAUGUACAAGCUAUUCAGUACUUUAGCAACACUUCAAAGUGAUAAAUGACCUUUCCUGAUUACUGUUAGGAGAAAUGCUGCAUCAGUUUGAGAUUUUAUCACAAACGAUGGGCUAAUUUACCAGCGUCAACCCAUAAAAUCUCAAUUACCUGGCAUUGGAAGAGAUUAAAUGUGAGCAAGAAACAUGAUGAAUUAUACUUAAUGUAACUGACUAAUCCGACAGUGACCGUGUUAAUUUAUGAACCCCCAGACGAAGCAUGAUACUUAAAAUGAUGUUGUGGGUUGUGUGAUUAUUGAUCUUGUCUGUGGGACUGUUUUGAUUCCUUCCAUUUUCUGUUGGUUGGCUCCUGCAAUCAGCUGCACUAUGAAUGAGUUUUGAUAUGAUUUUCUACAUUUUUCUUGAUGUUAAUGAAAAAAGCUAAACGUCAACUUUUCUUCAAAUAAAACUAGUUUUGUAAUAAAAAAUAAAUAAAAAAAAAAACCCUGAAUGAA